Messenger RNA from Suillus fuscotomentosus, 1203 nucleotides. RefSeq lists its product as uncharacterized. NCBI's taxonomy places the organism in Eukaryota, Fungi, Basidiomycota, Agaricomycetes, Boletales, Suillaceae. The record is from RefSeq and is a predicted model, not a curated record. The coding region runs from base 1 to 1203 and encodes 400 amino acids. The transcript is spliced from 3 exons.
AUGGUCUAUGUAAACGGUCAGGUACGUCCUACAGUACUAACCGAGUCUGUUACCGGUACUGCCUUCCCCACUGCACUGCUCGACUCUGGGGUGCCAUUUAUCGUCAUGACAUCGUCUAUCGCACACGAAAUAUAUGGCGCACUGGGCAUAAGCCCAGCCUCGGACAGCAAUUACUAUGUCCCUUGUACGACACCGCUCAACAUGACCAUUACUCUCGACGGUCAACCCGAACUACCCAUCCACCCACUCAACCUCACCAGCGAGCCGUCUGGGCAGCACAACUCACAGUACUGCAUCGGCCUUAUACAGGCUGACGAGUCACAACUUACUGCUAAUUUUGACAUCGGGGACAUGGUCCUUGGCGUUCCUUUCAUGCGCAACGUCUACGCCGUGCUUGCAUACGAAUCCCCACCCCUUAACAUGUCUGUUUACGCUGGAAUCCGACCAACACUCGGACUUAUGGGGCUCACGAAUAUAACCCGAGUGCUUGAUGAGUUGAACAACGUGCGCAUCCUCAAUCAACCACUUGACGGCGCACCACCGCCACAGGCCGCUUUUUCAAGCGAACCAAAGAUGUCAGUGGGCCUCGAACUUCUUAUUGGCCUGAUUGGCUUCUUCGCAUUAUGUGUCACACUUUUCGGGUUGAAAUGGUUCAUGACACAGCGGCAGUGGAAGGAACAGGGAAUGGUUGACACAGAAGGGAAGAAAAGCGAAGGCGAGUAUGGGGUCUAUCAACUUACGAGGCGCAAUUCGCAGUCAAGCGAUGAUGCUCCUGUUAGUACUCUCAGGACGCUGCAUACGCUACGAGGAAACAGAAAGUGUGUCCCAUAUACUUUCGACUCAAACAGGACCCGUGUUGAGCUAGAUCCAGUCGACGAGUUUGGAGGGCGUUCAGAGUGUCAGCAUGGAUUCAAGGAUCGGUUCAACGCUCUCAGAUACAGGGCAGAUAUCACAAGACAUUGGCAAGAGCUGGCCAUGGGACCCCUCAAGAUUCAUCUAUGGAACCGUUCUGGCAGUCAUCGAUGCAUUGGACAAGAGCGGCGACGAGAUUGGGAACAGAGUCUCCGUCUGUUCGCUGGCGACCUGAACACUUCCCGUCCCUUUGAGGAUAUUGGGGAUGCUCUACACUUGGUGUCGCAUGUUCUUCGUAUUUCCACAGAUGAAACCCCGUUUGACUCCACAGAACAUGACAUCCAACUUUAG